UUUUGUUGCCUGUUAUGUUUUGUGUUUCUCAAUUAUCUGCUAUUCUCUAAAAGUUUUGAAAUAAUUAAGAAAAAACUGUUCUUUUUGAAAACUAUUAAUCUGAUUUCAGUAUUAUUUGAAACUUAGAGCCUUAUUUUGCUUAGUUAUCCACAUAUUGCUAACAAAAUAAAGCACAUCAUUGAAAUUUAAACUUUAAAAUGGCAGAUAAAUUGGUAAAGUGUCCAUUCAACCCUUCACAUGUUUUAACAGAAGACUCUUUGCAACGCCACAUAAUACGCUGCAUGGUGAACUAUCCCUCUUAUGUGAUUUGUCCUUAUAAUGCACUCCAUCGUUUCAAGAACAAAGAUUUGUUAUGUGACCACAUGUUGGAAUGCGAGUCAAGAGAAAAGAACAUCCUAUUUUAUGAGAGUAGUGAAGUAAAACCGCUAGAAACUUGUAUUCAUAUACAAGGUAUCAGGGAUUUUAAUUUGGCAGAAGAAAAUUGGGACGAAGAAUAACAAUUUUUUGUAACGCACGUGUUUAAUAAUUGGAAUAAGCCAAAAUAAAUUGCAUAUUUUUUA
This is a messenger RNA of Anoplophora glabripennis (Asian longhorned beetle), 560 nucleotides long. Its product is annotated as gametocyte-specific factor 1 homolog. The transcript is spliced from 2 exons. NCBI's taxonomy places the organism in Eukaryota, Metazoa, Arthropoda, Insecta, Coleoptera, Cerambycidae. The record is from RefSeq and is a predicted model, not a curated record. The coding region runs from base 198 to 497 and encodes 99 amino acids.